Molecule: messenger RNA, 1330 nt
Organism: Sebastes umbrosus (honeycomb rockfish)
Lineage: Eukaryota; Metazoa; Chordata; Actinopteri; Perciformes; Sebastidae
Product: galectin-4-like
Exons: 11
Coding region: 100-1113 (337 amino acids)
Molecular function (GO): carbohydrate binding
Source: RefSeq, a predicted model, not a curated record
CUCCCUCAUCAUUUGUAUAAAACGAGGCCUCCAGCAGAGAUCAGUUCCUGACAAAACCCUCCUGAUUCUGUCUGCCCGUCCGUCUCGCCGACUGCUGCCAUGUCGUUUGUUGCUCCUCCUGGCUAUCAGCCAAUCUACGGCCCUAGAAUUCCCUAUCUGGGGCCUAUUUAUGGAGGCCUGAGGGAAGGAGUGUCCAUCUACAUCCAGGGAUCCAUUCCUGAGGACAUUACCAGGUUCUAUAUCAACCUGCUCUGUGGAGAGUCUGAGUCUAGCGACAUCGCCCUCCACUUCAACCCUCGUUUUGACGGCUGGGACAAGGUGGUCUUCAACAGCUGUCAGGAGGGAUCCUGGGGGUCUGAGGACAAGAUUCGUGAUAUGCCCUUCAGUAAAGGCCAGGCCUUUGAAAUGGUCAUCAUCGCCACUUCACAGGGCUACCAGUUCAAAGUCAAUGGGAAUGACUUCUACACCUUCGAACACCGCCUCCCUGUGGAGAGAGUUCGAGCAAUGCAGAUCGCAGGAGACGUCUCCAUCCAGACGAUUAACGUCAUCGGGGGCGGAGGAAUGGGAGGAGGAAUGGGAGGAGGAAUGGGAGGAGGAAUGGGAGGCGGAAUGGGAGGAGGAAUGGGAGGUGGAUAUCCAGGAGGUGGCAUGGGGGGAGGAUUCCCAGGAUCAAACCUACCGGGAAUGGGCGGGCAGCCAGUCUACAACCCUCCUGUGCCCUACUCCAACAUGAUCCCAGGAGGGAUGUACCCUAAGAGGACCAUCAUCAUCAGAGGCAUGGUGCCCUAUGGAGCAGACAGAUUGAGCAUCAACUUCAUGGUGAGCAGAUCUCGGGACAUCGCCUUCCACAUGAACCCCAGGGUGAGGGAGGGGAUGGUGGUGAGGAACAGCAUGAUCGGAGGCGACUGGGGCCAGGAGGACACAGAGGCCAGCAUGAACCCCUUCAUGGAGGGACAGUACUUUGAUAUGUCGAUUCGCUGUGGGAACCAGAGGUUCAAGGUGUUUGUGAACGGGCAGCACUUGUUCGACUUCUUCCACCGCAUGCAGUCCUUCAACGAGAUCGACAUGCUGGAGAUAGAUGGCGACGUGCAGAUCUCCUACAUCCACUUCUGAGACCACACAUACACUUACUAUAUAACUAUUCAUUGUGUACAUUAUUCAACUAUUCCAUGAGUUUUUCAGCUGUUGGAUGAUCUUUCAGAGAGAUAUGUCAGCCACUGUGUUAUCUCAGGUUCUUCAUCUUCCUGUGCUGUGUGAUCAUAAAUCCUAAUUAGACAAAACGUUACAUCAUCAUCGGCCGUAUUGAGUUAAUAAACAUGUCAGAAACACA